GUUUAUUCUCCCCUUACUUUCCUCAAUCAAAACCAAACGUUGAAAGUACUUUUUCUUUACUUUCCUUUCCUUUCUAUUCUUCCAAACACAGCGUAAUUUUCCUUGCACCCAAACAACCCCCCUCCACCUCCUCUAUGGACGAGACGCUGCUCUACACCAAGCUCUGAAAACCCUAAAAUACCAUCACCCUAAACCCCCCUCCCAUGGACUCCCGCCGUGUUCCCCGCACUGUCAUCGACCCCAAAGUCCGCCAGGUAGGGUUCUUCGCCCCCGGAGGCCCACCUACCCGGUCCCACUCCACCCCACCUGACCCAUCCUCAUCUUCCCCUCCGGUCUCCGACCUCUCUCCCUCCGGUAACACUCUCUCUCCGGUCAUGAUCCCCCCUCCUCGCCACCUCUCCGACCUCUCCCGUCAGGUUCCUUGUGCCAUGCUGGCGGGAGUCCCCUCCGUCGUCCCUCCGCCGGCGAGUCUAUACCCGCCGGACUCACCGUCACCGAGAUUUCCUCACAGAAGCAAUUCUGGAAAAUUCGCUUCCUCGCUCCCUAGUGGCGGCAUCGAUUUCGCAGCUGCCAAGGCCAAUAAUUUUCCGGCGAGUUGUUUGACGACGGUGUCGGUGGUCAACAUGCCUCCCGGUAUAUCUGCGUUCCCUGAUAAAAAGGAUUCAAAAGCUUCAUUUGCAGAAAAAGAUGGUGGGCCAUCAGUUGAAAUGCAAAACGAACGAUCUGUGAAUUCAAAGUCACUAAAAGAAAAAACCUCCAAGGCUGAAAGACGUGCCCUUCAAGAGGCUCAACGAGCUGCUAAAGCUGCUGCAAAAGCUGAAGGAAGUAAGGCACCUGUGGCUGCUUCUGCGGUACUGAAUGCAGGGAAUGUAAAGCCAGCUAAAUCUGCAAAGGCUCCUCCUCCACAAAAGAAUAACAGUUCUCCAGUUGUAGCUCCUGAGAAAAAAGGAGGUGAUCGUGCACCAGACAAAGACAGGAAGAAAGAUGUCCCCCAUCCACGCUUGCAAUUUGAUGAUAAGAGUCGUGUGGAAAAGGCCAAAAAGCGGGCAGUCGUUAAACAAACUGAAGCUAGGAACAGAGUUGAACUGUUUAGGCAUUUGCCUCAAUAUGAGCAUGGAACACGGCUACCUGAUCUUGAAUCAAAGUUCUUUCAACUUGAUCCAGUCCAUCCCUCCAUUUACAAGGUUGGAUUAAGGUAUUUAGCUGGGCAAAUAUCUGGUGGCAAUGCUCGUUGUAUUGCAAUGCUUCAAGCAUUCCAGGAGUCAAUUAAAGACUAUUCAACGCCACCCGAAAAGGCUCUUGUUAGAGACUUAACUGCAAAAGUUAACUGUUAUGUUUCAUUUCUUAUUGAAUGCAGACCCCUUUCAAUCAGCAUGGGGAAUGCAAUUAGGUUUCUUAAGACUAGAAUUGCCCAAUUACCUUUGACUCUCUCUGAAUCAGAAGCAAAAGGAAUGCUUCUAUCAGAUAUUGAUCAUUUUAUAAAUGAGAAGAUAAUUCUAGCAGAUAAGGUGAUAGUCAGGCAUGCUGUAACAAAAAUCAGGGAUGGGGAUGUUCUUCUCACAUAUGGGUCAUCCUCUGCUGUGGAAAUGAUUCUAUUAUAUGCCCAUGAGCUUGGUAAACAGUUCCGUGUUGUGGUGGUUGAUUCGCGUCCAAAGCUUGAAGGGCGACUAUUACUUCAUAGGUUGAUGGGAAAGGGUCUGAGCUGUACAUACACUCAUAUAAAUGCUGUUUCUUAUAUCAUGCACGAAGUCACUCGAGUUCUUUUGGGGGCUUCCUCGGUAUUGUCUAAUGGAACAGUUUACUCGAGGGUUGGGACUGCAUGUGUUGCCAUGGUUGCUCAUGAAUACCAUGUUCCAGUCUUAGUAUGUUGUGAAGCGUAUAAAUUUCAUGAGUCCGUGCAACUUGAUUCAAUUUGCGCUAAUGAACUUGGUGAUCCGGAUGCCAUUUCAACGGUUUUUGGUAGAAAGGAAAUUAACCAUUUGGAUGAUUGGGCUACUAAUGAAAAUCUUCAGCUUCUGAAUCUGAUUUAUGAUGCAACUCCUUCAGAUUAUGUCUCGAUGAUUAUCACAGAUUAUGGCAUGGUCCCACCAACAAGUGUUCCCGUCAUUGUUCGAGAAUAUCGGAAGGAACACUUGUGGAUAUAGAGGUUUCAUUCAUGAAUCAUGGAGGAUUCUUAAAUUUUUUCCAUGCUUGGACGAAUAUCGCAUUGGUACUCUGGCAGAUGGGAACUGAACAAUGGGAUCUUCUAGAAUAAUGCUUAUAUGGCCCAGUCAAUUCUCUAUUAUUUUGGAUUCUUAUUUUUCACCCGACUCAGUGAAGAGUGCAAUUUACACGCCUCUCCGAGCAGUUUUAGGAUUGCAUUUUUGAUGUUGUGGUUGGCCUCUUUUUCUUCACCUAUGUCACAAUGACAAUUUCUUGAGCAAAUUUGACAAUUUUCUUUGUUUCAAGGUUUCUGAUUUUAGACAGUAGAUACUUUUUGACAUUA
Messenger RNA from Camellia sinensis, 2485 nucleotides. Lineage: Eukaryota; Viridiplantae; Streptophyta; Magnoliopsida; Ericales; Theaceae. The record is from RefSeq and is a predicted model, not a curated record.